CUUUGGUUGAGGAACUAAUUAGCAAUUUCGGCUUGCGCUCCCCUGUGCUGCAUCAGACUAUCUUUCUGGCCUUGACGCGCCGUAUCCCCCACCCGAACAAGCAAGAAGGACGUCUGUCCGAGAUUUUUCGGCAUGACGCUGCCCUGACAGAGGACCGUCUGGCCCUCGCGAUGACGGAGGCCGUCCCCUUGUCACGCGCGUGCAUGGAAACCGAUAUGAUUCUCACCUUGUAUCACGUUAAUAUGGGUUAUCCUCCCACAAACACACCGCCGUCCCUCUUUGGCUCGCCAUCCAUCGGUGCCUCGGGUCCCCCGCAUCCGGGUAAAUUCAUUCACUCGCCGGGCAGGCCAGGAGUGUUACCAUUACCGACCCCACCUCCCGUGGGCCUUCUCUCGCAAAUUUCACCGAUUUCACCGAUUUCACCUGCUGCCGCUGUAUCAGCUCCGCAGCAACCUCUUCGAUCACCCGCCUUGACACCCCCCAUGGCUCGUAUGUCCGUCACUGCGCCUCCCCCACGUCCUGUUCCUGCUCCUACGGUGACACCGCCGACGCAAGCCCAGCCUCGACCUCGUCCAACGCCUACUUUAGCCUCAACACUGCUCCUGCCUUCGCCCGGCAAGACCUUGUCAGCCAACACCAUGCCACCACAUCCACGGGAUGCGUUGCACCAGGCCCAUCUUCGUGAUCCAGUUCACCAGCUUAUCAAACGGGGACCGGCUGGUGAGGUUCAAGAGGCAAUGCUGUUCCAGUAUCUUGACUCAUUUGCACUCACGCCGACGCCAUUGGGCCGCUUUGAGUGUCAGUUUCACUGGUCCUUCAAUCUAACCCAAGAGGAUGCGGGCCGUCUGCCAGCGCCUGCCCAAAUGAGCUCUGGCGAACUUCCCCAUCAUGUGCGCGUUUUAAUGGAUGGUCAGCAGCUCUACCGUCUGCGCUGUGUAUCUGUCUCCCCCAAGUCAAAGCUCCCAAUUGAUGAAUCUACUUGGAGUCUGGCCGACUGCGUCUGGCCCAGCGUAAUUUAUAUUUUCGUCAAUGACACUGAACUUUUUGUACGUCGGAAACAUCACCAUGCCAAAGACCUACCUCUCGACAUCACUUCCCAUCUGCGCCCGGGCGAAAACAAAAUUUCGUUGCACUUUAUCCGUGAUGCAGACGAGCAGAAGGACAAACUCUACGCCAUCGCCGUCGAGAUCGCUCAGAUUUCCGCUCGCGAGUCCGUCAUCGCACUUGCACAGACGCUCUGCGCAGAUGACACCCGUCGUCGCAUUCACCAGCGUCUCGAGGCGGCCACCAGUCAUGAUGACAAUGAUGAUGACCUGCACGUGGUUAGUGAUGACCUUGUGAUCAACCUUGUCGACCCCUUCACGGCUCGAGUGUUUCAGCAACCCGUUCGCGGACGAUCUUGUCUCCAUUCCGAGUGCUUCGACCACGAAACUUUUAUACACACCCGCGCCGCCACCUCUGGGCAGCGUCCCUUGCCCAAUGAUUGGCGCUGUCCAAUUUGUCGUCUUGACGCCCGUCCACAAAUGUUGGUGCGCGAUGAGUUCAUGGCUGACGUGCACAAAGAACUGCUACGCACGAAUCAGCUUCAUGAUGCCCGCGCCAUUCGAGUCGCUCGCGAUGGCUCUUGGACGGUGGUCACGGAAGCAGACCUUCCGACUGCUAAGCGCUCCUCUAGGGGUCUGGACAGUCCUGUCCCCAAGAGACAAAAAGUCGACACGCCGGAAACAGUAUCCCAAGUCACUCAGACAGUAAGCGAAGCCUCGGCGGUCAUUGCCCUCGACUGAGGCCCUGGCGCAUCAUCUGGGCCAUUUCCGGGGAUUAAGUUGGUGGAUAAUACAGCAGGGAGCCCAUCUAAAUUCAUUUUUAUGAUAUUGGAUGGUGAUCAAAUUUGAGCAAUGGUGCUCUCGGUAUUUAUUUCCGCCUUUCCUUGACUCUUUUCACUUUUUUUUUUCUUCUUGUUUGUUAUUUUCUCUUAGCGUUCUGAGCCAACGAAUCUCUUCUUCAACGAUACCCCCACCCUUGUUUCUCCCUGCCUAUUUUUUUUUUAUUUCCCAUCUCUGGAUGAGAAUGGAGUUGGGAUGCUGUUGCUGUGGAUAUGGUCCUUGGUAUCAAGUAGAUUAUUAGAUACAG
Messenger RNA from Aspergillus homomorphus CBS 101889, 2130 nucleotides. RefSeq names its product MIZ zinc finger domain protein. Bases 171 to 1784 code for a protein of 537 amino acids. The record is from RefSeq and is a predicted model, not a curated record. Gene Ontology annotation, biological process: protein sumoylation. Gene Ontology annotation, molecular function: SUMO ligase activity; zinc ion binding. The transcript is spliced from 2 exons. Lineage: Eukaryota; Fungi; Ascomycota; Eurotiomycetes; Eurotiales; Aspergillaceae.